GCGCAAGGUCAGCCCCGCGUGCAGGCGGGCGGCGCGCGGCAUAGCGGCGACGCGCUGCGCUCUUGAAAUUUCGCUUUCGUUCACUCGUGGUUAUUAGUCGGCCGCGCGCGCUCCGGCAAGCAUGUGUUUUGUGUGACGUGCUCUAACUCUUUCCGCGCGGCACAUUCGAUUUCGUUGACGAUCGCGGCAUGGCCCCUCGUCGGCAGGGCGCAACCGGCGAGCGCGAGGCGGAGGAAGUCCUCGGGUGCUGUGUGCCCGGUGAAUGCCUCCGGCCUCGGGAAGCGGUACGCAUUGAAGACGCUGUCCGCGUGAUAUGCAACAACGACACGUGCACCGCCGGCCGGUAUAUGCACAGAGAAUGCUUCGAGCAAUGGGAAACUGGGGUUCUCGCUUAUCUAAAGUCAUGCGGCCGAGCUCGUUCCUGGUCAGAACGACAACGGCAUCAGAAUUUGUGGACAAAAAAAGGUUACGACUUGGCAUUCAAGGCAUGCGGCUGCCGAUGUGGCCGAGGGCACUUGAAAAAAGAUCUUGAUUGGUUACCGCCUGGAGCAGCAAUCCGAGCAGAGGAGGAAAAGAAGCGUCGUCGACGCACAAGAUCGGGUCGUACACUACCAGCUGCUACAGAUGGCCGAUCCAGAGCAUUCAGUCUUUCGAGUUCCGGUUCCUGUUCGCCACCGUCUGCUCCAUCUGAACCUUCCACCAGUCCAACACAUGCUCCAACACACAACAUGACUCCGGCCAAAAGAAGCUCCAAGCCAGAAGUCAUUUCUGAUCGUGUUAGAGCUGGGGCUGGCGCCAAUGGCAUCUUCUCUCGAAGACUCGAUUUCUCCACCUUCAACCUACUUCCGAAACACAAAGUCAACUCUUACCAGAUCAAGAUUGAAGAUGAAGGCAACCACGGCAACGACGAUACACGUCUUUUCAUCCUUUCCACCCUGGCUGGGCAACAUAAGCCCAGGGUCUCAUGCGCACUCUGCAAGGACACUCUGGACGUUUUCGAUCGUUACCCAUUAGUCGACGGUACCUUCUUCCUCAGUCCACGUCAGCAUACCAGCAGCGCUGUUGAGGUGAAAGUGGAGGGUCGUACGCAAUACUUGACUUGCGUAUGUAUGGGAUGCCUGGAGCGCUGUGACCCAGACCGCACCAUUCGCUGCCGAUUCUGCGGCCAAAAAUGGGACGGGUCCUCGCUUGUCCUCGGUACAAUGUAUUCGUACGACAUCUUCAUGGCAACUCCAUGCUGUGCCGAGAGAUUAAAGUGCAACAGUUGCUACAAGCCGCUUCUGCAUCCUCAGCAACGGCUGAACUACUCCGACUACUCGCACCCAGUGACGUGCCCGCAAUGCCGAGUUACUGACACGCACUUCGUGAAGCCACUCACUUACUGCUUCACCAAACGGGUUUACCCACUAUUCCAGCAGUGGCCAUAACAGUCGGCGGUGCCGGGAACCUCUCCCGGCACCUCCCCUGCUUCGGCUGACGUGUGGAACAUUGCCCCGUCGCCCCCUCGCCGCGCAUCUCCCCCCGCGUUACGUCCAGUCGUCAACACGAGUAUGGCUUCUCGUGCCCCGGAACCUGCUGAAGACCACACCAACAAAUACCUCAACCCGACUCUGGCUAGCAUAACCGAGUCUCUUUCGUUGCUUGGUUUAACUCCGGAAACGCUGGCCAUGAGCUUGGGCGAGUCACUUGCUGAUCGUUACUUGGCGUCGCUCAGACCGAAACCAGUCGAGCUGCCAACGAUGCAGUUGGGUGGUUGUGGAAUACCCCGUCGUACUCCUUUCACGACGGAGCCCAGUCUUCAGCUGUUCUCGAACGAUUUUAUUGACUAUCUGAAUCAAAUCGCGUAAUUCGUACGUGAUCAGUGCGGGUGUAAAAGAAACGACGCGGCGAAUAUUGGACUUUUGUGUUGCUAUGGUUAUUAUUACUCUUGGAACUUUUAUUACGUCAUAUGACGGUAGGAAUAUUUUUUGUUAAAUUAAGUUGGUAGUAUUGAAAAUAAUUUUAUGUGACGGUUUAGAUCGUACUAUUGAUUUUAUUUUAAUUUUAUUCUGCUCUUUGUUGAUUAGAAGUUGUUUUUAUGGAAAAUUGUAACUAGAUCUAUAGCGAUGCCAGAAAUUGCAUUUUUUUUUGUUUUCUUUCAAUUGGAACUUUUUCGGGAAUGUUUUUCCUUCAGAAAGAUUCGAGAUGAGUUUUUUGAUUAUUGAUUACCUUCGAUUUCAGUGAUACUGGCCCUAUCUGAUAGGAAGUUCGAGUGGACUGUUAUUUAGUUCAAUUUAGUUUAUUAAUUAUGUUUUAUUUUAGCAAAAUUUUUAACCUAACUUAAGUGUUAAAUCAUAUUUUCGUAGAUUGAUUGCGAUUUCUUUUUGUUUUCUCCCACCAAAACGGCACUUUUUGUGUAAAAAGGGAUUUUAAACGGAGAGGUCAUUAAUUUUUUUUUAAGUGGUUUUCAUAAUUUUUAUUACUUACCGUCAUUUUUCAUACCUUAAUUUUUAAUAUUAAUCGUAGUGGAUUUUUAAUUAUAAGUCAUUGCUGUGUCACCAAUAAUUGAUUAGCAAGUCUUAAUAUUUAUCACUAUAAGGUUUCUUAUUAUAUUGUUAUUAAUCUUAUGUUUUUAUUUUGUAAACUUAAAAGUUGAUGGGGAGUGGUAUAGUAAAUUGGUAAAAGAGGAAAAUCUAUGAAGCUCAUUGAAUUUUUGGUUAAUAGUGCCAUAUAAAAAAAUAAAAAUACUGAUGUCUGAUAUUAAAAUCAUUGUCUGAACAAUUCGCUUCUUCAAUGAGAAAAAUAUAUACCAUUAAUCAUUGACAUUAUGAUUUGGUAGAUUUUUUUAGUUUUUCUUUUUCAUACAUUCUUAUCGCUUAAUAUAAUUUAGUGUUAAGAGUUUUCUUAUCUUGAAUGUCUAUUUACCUUUAAGUGGAAUAUCGCUUUUAAAGUUUACUUAAACGUAAGUGAUUUUUCAAAUUUACUCAGUAAUUAUAUUGUUUAAUGUGAAUGUUUUAGGUAAGGUUUUAUACAUUUGAUACUACUCGCAAAGUGAUUAAAAGUGAUAAUUCUUAGUGUUAGAUGUGUUAGUUAUUUAAAAAAAAAAAAAAGUGGUGCGGAUAUAAUGGCGGGAUUAGCGUUUUUAUGUACCGAGCGGAUCGGAAACAACUAUAGGGCACUGUACAUUAACUCUUCCGCUGCUAGUUACGUUGCUUAAUUCGGUAGCAAACGUUGUUCUAGUUAAACUAUUCUAUAUACGAAAUUUCGAAAAAAGAAUAGUUCGAAAAUUUGAAAUUUUCACACUUCAGUGCAUUGUCUAUGACAUCAGAGUCCUGUAUGGUUAUUGAGAUAUUAUUAUUAUUUUAGAUUGAUAAGUCACAAACAGGCAUUCACUUUUAUAUUAUAUCACAAGUAAAUGAUUAGCAUCAAUGAAUCUUGUUCUAAUAGGGUUUCGGGUGCUCAUACAUUAAACAUAAUCGAUAGUGUACCGGUCCGCUGAGGCGCAUAACAUUAGGCGAGAAAACGCGGGAAAAAUCGUACAGAACCUUAGGCAAUAAAUUUUUAAUGAAGACUUGACACUUUUAUAGGUAAAAAUUUUUGCAUUAUCUAUCCUCCUUCGUAACGAAAUUAACUGCCAUUUACCUUUUUUACUAAUAAUAUAAUCAACGAGGAUUCUCCUUUGGAAUUUUACAAGGUUAGACUUAAAAAAAGAAGUUUGAAUUGCCAAAUCACAUAACCGCAAUUUAAACAAAAUUCCAAAUUUGAAUCCUUCAUUUAGUGUUUGACUGAAUACGAAUAACCUAUUAUUCUACGUAGUUGUUAGCUCAUCAUCACCAGUCGUCACUAACGUCACGUCGUCACGCCAUCCGCAUCACUGCACAACAUACUAUUUUAUCAUCGUCGUCAUUCGGCACGGUUUGAGUGGUGGGCAUCUGGUAUUACUAUAGUAUAAUGGACUGAAAUGUACAUAUAAAAAUUCUCCAGGAUUUUAUACUCUAGGUACAACACAAAACAUGAGAUUGUGAAAUAUUAAAAAUAUCAAAAUACUUAUUAACUUGAAUGUACCAAAGAAAAUUACCUUUGAAGUACAACAAGCAUUGUUAAGAUAUUUACUGAAGACAAUUUCUAUGUAUCCUGCUCAUAUAGACUUAUACUAUAGUGACCAGUUACCCUGUGUGGUUGUAAUACCUCAUAAAUAUUUUAAUACAUUUAUUCUUCGCUUCAAACUUAUCUUAUAAGUAUUAAAAAAAAAUCGAAUAAAGUGACGUAGAACUGUGUAAUGUUUAAAUAUAUAGUUUACACUCAUACGCUUCACGAUAAAAAAGUAUUUAUUGAGAUGUAUAAUUGCAUAUUCUAGUUGUAAACGAUAGUACAUAAUUACAACAGUAUCAAAGAAGCCCUAAUUAUUUUACAUUGAUACCGGACAGCGAUGGCGUUUUAUAUGUUAAACAAUUUUUAAUUUUAUUAAAGUUCGCUCGUUCUAUUAUAGAUUAUAAUAUAUUUAAAAAUGUACAUUUUAAUGUGCGGUAUAUCCAAGAAAAUAUUUGAAAAAAAAAUAUGAAAAAAAAAAACGAGCUGUUGUUGGUAUAUUUAGAAAAAUAUUAAAAAAAUAAUCAAAUACAGAUCAUCUGAUGGUGUCCAUGUACAAAUAUAAAGUGAACCGCCAUCGCUACUCCGGCAAAGAAAGCGACACAAAAUAUAAAGAGUCAUAUUGUUUAAUAGUCUAAUACAGAGCCUAAGGAUUAUAAUAUUAUCAGAGCAACCCUUUAUAGAUAGAUAAGUUUGUUUAUACACCGGUACAAAAUUAUAAUAAAUACGUACUAUUUUGAAAACAAAACAAAAAUUAUAUAGAAGUCCUCCUAAACGUCAGAAGGCUAUUUAUUCUACACAUAGAUGAUUCCUUAUUGAAAAAAAAAAAAAAAACUUUUAUGAACAAUACGUAUUUAGAUAAAAUAGUAAAUUAUAGUAAAAAGUUCGUAUGGCUCCUAAAUUUGGAAUCGUUUUAGAGGAUAUUUAUACUAAACUACAAUUUUUAUAUCCAUAUUCCAGUUACAGUGAAUAACGUAAAAAAAAAAGAAAAAUACAAAAAAAAAAAAUCUUAGUGUUUCUUUAUCAAUUCGUGUAUUUCGAUAAUUUAAUUUCUUCUUUAUUGAUGUACCCUAAUACUUGAAAGGUUGUGUGGUGAAUUGUUUUAAAUAUACAUUAUACGAUUUUGGUUAGUUCCAAGUCUAUAAAAAUAUACAAAAUCCUUCGUUUGAAUAUUACAUAUUUUAGAAACUUGGUUAAUUACUUAAUUGUUCAUUUUUUUAUGGUUAUUGAGAUAUUAUUAUUAUUUUAGAUUGAUAAGUCACAAACAGGCAUUCACUUUUAUAUUAUAUCACAAGUAAAUGAUUAGCAUCAAUGAAUCUUGUUCUAAUAGGGUUUCGGGUGCUCAUACAUUAAACAUAAUCGAUAGUGUACCGGUCCGCUGAGGCGCAUAACAUUAGGCGAGAAAACGCGGGAAAAAUCGUACAGAACCUUAGGCAAUAAAUUUUUAAUGAAGACUUGACACUUUUAUAGGUAAAAAUUUUUGCAUUAUCUAUCCUCCUUCGUAACGAAAUUAACUGCCAUUUACCUUUUUUACUAAUAAUAUAAUCAACGAGGAUUCUCCUUUGGAAUUUUACAAGGUUAGACUUAAAAAAAGAAGUUUGAAUUGCCAAAUCACAUAACCGCAAUUUAAACAAAAUUCCAAAUUUGAAUCCUUCAUUUAGUGUUUGACUGAAUACGAAUAACCUAUUAUUCUACGUAGUUGUUAGCUCAUCAUCACCAGUCGUCACUAACGUCACGUCGUCACGCCAUCCGCAUCACUGCACAACAUACUAUUUUAUCAUCGUCGUCAUUCGGCACGGUUUGAGUGGUGGGCAUCUGGUAUUACUAUAGUAUAAUGGACUGAAAUGUACAUAUAAAAAUUCUCCAGGAUUUUAUACUCUAGGUACAACACAAAACAUGAGAUUGUGAAAUAUUAAAAAUAUCAAAAUACUUAUUAACUUGAAUGUACCAAAGAAAAUUACCUUUGAAGUACAACAAGCAUUGUUAAGAUAUUUACUGAAGACAAUUUCUAUGUAUCCUGCUCAUAUAGACUUAUACUAUAGUGACAAGUUACCCUGUGUGGUUGUAAUACCUCAUAAAUAUUUUAAUACAUUUAUUCUUCGCUUCAAACUUAUCUUAUAAGUAUUAAAAAAAAAUCGAAUAAAGUGACGUAGAACUGUGUAAUGUUUAAAUAUAUAGUUUACACUCAUACGCUUCACGAUAAAAAAGUAUUUAUUGAGAUGUAUAAUUGCAUAUUCUAGUUGUAAACGAUAGUACAUAAUUACAACAGUAUCAAAGAAGCCCUAAUUAUUUUACAUUGAUACCGGACAGCGAUGGCGUUUUAUAUGUUAAACAAUUUUUAAUUUUAUUAAAGUUCGCUCGUUCUAUUAUAGAUUAUAAUAUAUUUAAAAAUGUACAUUUUAAUGUGCGGUAUAUCCAAGAAAAUAUUUGAAAAAAAAAUAUGAAAAAAAAAAACGAGCUGUUGUUGGUAUAUUUAGAAAAAUAUUAAAAAAAUAAUCAAAUACAGAUCAUCUGAUGGUGUCCAUGUACAAAUAUAAAGUGAACCGCCAUCGCUACUCCGGCAAAGAAAGCGACACAAAAUAUAAAGAGUCAUAUUGUUUAAUAGUCUAAUACAGAGCCUAAGGAUUAUAAUAUUAUCAGAGCAACCCUUUAUAGAUAGAUAAGUUUGUUUAUACACCGGUACAAAAUUAUAAUAAAUACGUACUAUUUUGAAAACAAAACAAAAAUUAUAUAGAAGUCCUCCUAAACGUCAGAAGGCUAUUUAUUCUACACAUAGAUGAUUCCUUAUUGAAAAAAAAAAAAAAAACUUUUAUGAACAAUACGUAUUUAGAUAAAAUAGUAAAUUAUAGUAAAAAGUUCGUAUGGCUCCUAAAUUUGGAAUCGUUUUAGAGGAUAUUUAUACUAAACUACAAUUUUUAUAUCCAUAUUCCAGUUACAGUGAAUAACGUAAAAAAAAAAGAAAAAUACAAAAAAAAAAAUCUUAGUGUUUCUUUAUCAAUUCGUGUAUUUCGAUAAUUUAAUUUCUUCUUUAUUGAUGUACCCUAAUACUUGAAAGGUUGUGUGGUGAAUUGUUUUAAAUAUACAUUAUACGAUUUUGGUUAGUUCCAAGUCUAUAAAAAUAUACAAAAUCCUUCGUUUGAAUAUUACAUAUUUUAGAAACUUGGUUAAUUACUUAAUUGUUCAUUUUUUUAUAAAUUUAAUUACAAGAACGUUGUCGUAUAUCUUAGUUUAUUUGCAAAUUUGUUAAAAUUUUAUGUAUUUAUAAUAUUACUUAUUUAUUUAGACAUCGACUUACAAAUUUUCUUCUCGUUGAAUUUAUUAUGAUGUAAUUUAGUGAAUUGCUUAAAGUACAAAAGAAAAAGAAUUUGUUACUUUUGCAAAUUUUAUUAAAAUAAUAAUAAUAAAUCAAAAUACAUAUUAAUCGUAACGCAAAUCUUAGAUAAACUUUACGAAAUAGUUACUGUGAAACAAUAUGUAGGCCGCGAUUGUUUUUCGUGACAAAAACAGACAGUUAAUUAUUCAUUUUGAAAGUUAAAUUUUAUUUUUUCGUUGUUCGAAUUUUAGUAAAGGAAAUUGUUACAUUAUUAUUAUUAUUAUUAUUAUUAUUAUAAAACUACUGUGUAUCUAACAUUAACUUUUUAGAAUAUCAGUGAUUUUAUCGUGUAGAUUAUACGCGCUUUGAACAUAUUUAAGAAGCAACAAAUUAAUUUGCAUAAUAUACUUUUAAUCACGUCGCUUUUGAUCGAUUUUCUUUUGUAGGCUUUUAAAAAAAUAGAAAGUAGGGGUUUCUUUAAUUAUAUAAUCUGUGCGAAUGGGAUGGAUGUUUGUGAUCGCUUAUAUCAUGUAAGUUUAAUCAUUGUCAUUAAUUUCUCAUCAUUAGGCCGUAUUUCCAUGGAACUUAGUGCGGUGCCUGCGGAAAAGUGAUUUGCGACAUUCUGCAUAAACAUAAUGAUCUGAAAUACGUCGCCCUGAAGCGAUCUAUGGAAAUAAUGGCAUAUUGAUAUUGUCCUCGUGCCAAGCGAGUAAUUAUUAAUGUGUACAAUCUGGUCAUAGGCGGUGCGCUCUCGCGUUACACUGCGCAUAAGUUAUAACCGUUUUAUUAAAUUUGUAAGACAAACGAAAAACAAAAAAUCACUAUCGGUACUUGUACUGGUCGGAUUGAUUGCUUUUUAUUGUUGUUGUCUUUGUUUCUUUUGUCGUAAGUUUACGUGGUACCUUGAAAUUUCCGAUUUUGGGGUGCAACGCGUUUCUAACUAACGAAUGACAUUCAAAAUCUGAAUGUGACCCGUCGUCCACACCCGGCUCAAAAAUAUUUCAAACGCAUUGGCUGAUUAACGUAUACGGCUGUUAUUGGUUAGUGAAACUAAACGCAAAACAAAAAAAAAAACGUGUGUUAAUUAUAUUUUGAUACUCGGAUGUUUUCUACACUAACGUAGUAAUUAAUCUUUUGUACUGUGUAGAUAGGAAUUUAAUUCACGCUCGAUCGCAUUUAAUAGUUUCGAUGGACCAGUUUGGAUAAUGAUAGAAUUCGGGACGGCACGGCGUUCAAGCGACGCAUAACGGAUCGUUCAAUUGUACAAUAAACUAACAAAUGCGAUACGACAGUGAAAGGUGGUAUAUAUACACUCAUUAGCUGCUAAAAUCGCAAGACACAAAACCAGUCGUGUGUACUUCUCAAGAUUUAAGCCUUGUUCGGACUAGGCGAGUAUUUUAGUCGAAUGCCGAGUAAUUUAGUGGCUAAACUACUCGCCCGAAAAAAUAGAACAAAAUGGAUUGACUUGACUAAAUUAUUUACUAACCUACUCGACUAAAUUUUUGGUGCUCAGACACAUUUAGCUACUAAAUUACCCGGUACUCGACUAAAAUACUCGCCUAGUCCGAACAAGGCUUCAGAGAACGACAGUUAUCUAUAUAUAUUUUUAGGUGCAUGCGCAACUGGCCGGUUUUUUUUUCUUUCAGGAAGCAAUAAUCAUUUCGAAACGCAAUAAUUAAAGGAGAAAAUUUGGUGAUAAUCUAACGAAUUCGUUAAUGAUAAUAAUUAAGUUAUUGCGUGGCAAUUAGAGUAACAUUUUUUACUACGUAAUGCGCGGGGUGCGUCAGGGUAUGAGUGUCAUAAUUUGUAAUAACAAAAAAAAAAAACAUUUUUGUACUUUCAUACACGUAAAAAGUAAUUUAGUAUUAACUUUUUUUUCUAUUAGUACGUAAAUGUAAAGCGUAAAUGUAAUAAUCAUUUAAUAUACGUUUUUUUACUAAAGAAUUAGAUUUAGUAUUUUUGUAAUAACAAGUCUUAUACGUGUAUCACGGCGAUAAUAGACUUGUGAGACCACUUGUUUCGUCGAUUAUAAGAAGCAAUCUUGAUAAAUGGAUAUUGUUUUGAGAGUUUUUAUAAGAUGAAGUGAUUUUUUGGGCUUGCAAGAUUCCUUCUUGUCGUGACAAGCAAGGCUAGGUCAUUAUAUAUAAACGUGUAAGUCUUUAUAUUUUAUCUGUGCAUUUUCAGAACAGAUGCUUUUUAAGCGUCAAUUGGGGCGAUUAUUAUGAAAGACUUACGUCUAGGUUUAGGCUGUCCUCUCGUACCGCUUUAACAAUAAUCUUGAGCUUCGUAAAUUUCUUAAAGCAACUGCGAUAAUUCGCUAAGUUGCGUCAACUAUUUUAUGAUUACCUACUAAAUGUAUGUGUGAAUGAAUGAAUAAGUAGUGUACUUAUGUAUUUUCUUUCACUGCAUGUAGUUUUUUUUUAAAUAUAUAUAGACGCUGAUAUGUGACCGUAUUAAAAUAUUUUUAUAAAAUGAUCUCUUGUUCGUUUACAAUUUUCCACGAAAUAUGUAUGGUUCGAGAGUAGGGUCGGGUCGUUGUUAAGAAGCUCAGAAGGAAUGCGCCAAUUGAAAAAUUAAGUAGGGAUCGAUAAGUAUUUUGUAAUAAAUUUUAUAAGUCUUUAUGAAUUUUCUAUUUAAAAAAAACUUUUGUACCUACCAUUAAACUAUUUUGUUAAGUCGAAAUUAUUAUAGAUUGGUCGCGAUAUGCGUGUAUUUUUGUACGUUAAAACACGAAGCCGAAGGAAUUGGCACAAAAUAAAUAAAACACAAUAAUCUGGUUAAAUAAAUUUCAAGUACCAUAACUAUUAGGGUUUUUUAAAAGCUAAUAAUACGCAAUGAUAGUGAGCGUUGUAUUGUCUGGUAAUGUGGGAAGGGCAUGACUAUAUACAGAGGUAUUUCAGGAAAUUGUAAUAAAACUGAGGCGAAAAAAUAACAUUAUGUAUUUUAUACGGAUCCAGAUAUAUCGGCCGUCGCCCGAGCGUAGGCAUUCGUGUUAUAUUACGAAUAUAGUUUGUAAGUUUACUCUUUAAAAGAGUUUUCGCAGGUAGUAGUUUUAGUAGGCUUAGUGUUUUUUAUACCGGCUUGAUGUUGCGACAAUUAUUAAUAAUGAUAUCGAUAAUGGCAGAACUACCGAUAAAGCGGCCAACACUGAUCAAUAGCAGAAUGUGUAGUGGGUACUAAAGGAUAUGGGGGGUAUUAGUUGUUUUCCUUUGUGCGAACAACGCGCGGGCAACAUUCCUGCAUUCGUGAUCUUAACCAAAGUGUUGCUGUUCGCAUGCAUAUCAUUUUAAUCGAAGCUAGACGAUACACUUUUCGGUACAAAAUUUUAGUGAAGUUUUUUUUUUUUUAUUUCUAUUCGAUUUUAUAUUUAAUAUUGUUAGACAAUUCUCGGUUGUCAGUUUUGUAGUGGAAGUUCGAUCCGAUCUCCCGCAGCGUAAGCCGUGUCUAGUCGAUACCGAUGGCUUGUGAAUCCAUUUUUAAAUCAUUGUUCCAUUACAAUCCUGGCGAUGAAUUUCAGUUAUUUAGCAGAAUUAUAUUAUUGUCUAGUAUUUCCGAUUAUGUUACGUUUUAUAUUGCUUAUAUUAUAUAUUAUGAAUACGAUGUUUAUUAAGUAUUUAAUAAUCAUUUGAUGAGGACCUAGUCGAUUCUCUAUAUAUCACAUCUCCCAAAGUACAAAUUCCUUGUUGUUUAGUCCAAUUUUGUUUCACUGUUAUUAAAUGAAAAUUAUUUUAGCGUUCGCCGCCUACCGUGGCUCGCUUCGAGAAGCUAUGGGCGGUCGUUGGCAUGUCAGUCUGAAAAUUAAUCUGCGACGUGGCUAAUGCAUUGUAUUAAUUAUAUUGGCAUUGAAAUGUAUGAUGCUUAGGUGUAACUUAAAUAGAAAAACCUCUUUCCGUAUCUGCGCGGCAAUUUCGCAGCGAUAUUACAAUUAAGUUAAGCAGCUCUUUAAGUUAAAGUUAGAUUUUUUAUUUUAUUAUUUAAGUUCAAGCACAUUUAAUAACCUACUUGGUAAUUUUCGUAUAUUUUCUUUUUACUAAUAUUUACCUUUAGACACGUUUUCAGUGGUUUUAAUUUUAAGUUACUGACUUGUAUCAAACAUGUUUAAAAAUCAUUGUCAUAUUAACUUACUAUUGUUCUAGUGUUAUGUAAUUGCCUACUACACAUUAUUCAAUCGGAAAGCUAAUUUAGCAAUGAAAAUAUUUCAAAUGACACUAUACCUAUGAUAAAAUACAAUGAAACCUUUAUAUAAUAAAAAAAUAAUAAAAAUACUUAA
Bombyx mori (domestic silkworm) is the source of this 11651-nucleotide messenger RNA. It is a transcript of the gene heca, whose product is annotated as headcase protein. Bases 189 to 1427 code for a protein of 412 amino acids. The record is from RefSeq and is a predicted model, not a curated record. The transcript is spliced from 5 exons. Lineage: Eukaryota; Metazoa; Arthropoda; Insecta; Lepidoptera; Bombycidae.